CCUUCAAACUGGAACCCAACAACACCAAGUACUGCUGCUAUGCGGUAGAAAAUUUAGUUAAUUUACAUUUAGGCCUUAAUUAUUUAUAAAUGUAACUUAAAAUUAGCUACUGUACAAGUCAUACCGCGUGGAAUAGUGGCAAGAGAGCUAUCAGUAUUUUCCGGUGAAUCGCAAUUCCAAUCCUCUUGGUGAAAUUUAUUUUUUAAUAAUUUAUUAUUUUUUUCAAUAUUUGCUCACUCGACACAGGUAAAGAUUACGGACCUUAUAUAUAAACGUUGCGUUAGCGACAGUUCAUUGAAACACUGAUUUCUCUCUGUUACCAUUGAUUUGACAUUCGAAAGAAGAAGACACCGCUGUUUAACUAAUCGUUCAUGAGUUAUUAAUAAUAAUGGCCUCUAGACCGAUUUCGGCCACGGCCUUAUAUCUAGCCACUCUACCAAGGAGGAAGUGAAACUCGUUUAUAAAGUUACAUCCUUAUGUCACUGGAUGCACACACGUUAGACCUGCAAGAGUUAAGACACGGACUAUCAAACGUGACUUGUUUGAGGAUAUUUGACCAUUCAGAUUCGAGGACACGGUCCUAUCUCGCCGAUUGGAAGGCCAGGACGUCAUCAGAUGUGAAAAUUCCAAGACAGACACAUGAAAUUACUGUUGAAGCAGCUCUAGCGAGCGAUGCAGCAAGGCUUUUAACAGACGCUAUAGAAAGUGCUCCAGAUGCAUUCAAAAUAGAAGCACAAGGAAUCGAGUGCAACUCAGAUGCUCAGUGGGACGUGGGAGAAGAAUUUACUAACCACCUGCUAACGAAUCCAAUAACGGGCAUCACUGGUCUUAUAACAAUAGACAACACGACGGGCGAAAGAACUAAUUUUAAUGUUGAAAUAAUGGAGUUAUCUAACAGUGGUUUUAAUAGUAUUGCAAAGUGGACUGCCGAAUCCGGGUUUAUUCACGUCCGAACUGCGAAUGAAGUCUCAGACCUUUUAGCCGAGAAAUGGCAGAAUAAAACAUUCAAAGUUGUAUCGCGUAUCGGAGCUCCAUAUUUAGUCGAAAAAGUACCACAAGAAGGCGAAGUUUUAACUGGAAACGAUCGAUACGAAGGAUACUCGAAAGAUCUUAUACACGAAAUAUUAAAAGAAACCCUGCAUUUAAAUUACGAGUUUGAAAUUGUACCGGGAAACUUGUACGGCUCAUAUAAUAAAGAUACCAGAAAAUGGGACGGCCUAAUUGGACAUCUUCUGGAAAGGAAAGCAGAUUUAGCUAUAUGUGACUUGACUAUAACAUAUGAACGAAGGGCCGCAGUGGACUUUACCACGCCUUUCAUGACUCUAGGCAUCAGUAUCUUGUAUUCGAAGCCCACGCCUCCAGAACCAGAACUGUUUUCAUUUCUUAAGCCGUUUUCUGUCGAUGUUUGGAUUUACAUGGCUGCAGCGUAUUUGAUGGUGUCACUGCUACUCCACAUAUUAGCCAGGCUUGCUCCAAAUGAUUGGGAGAAUCCUCAUCCAUGUGACAAAUCUCCCGAGGAAUUGGAAAAUAUUUGGCAUAUCAAAAAUUCCUGUUGGCUGACUGUUGGAUCUAUUAUGACCCAAGGUUCCGAUAUUUUGCCAAAAGGUUAUUCCACACGAUGGGUAUGCGGUAUGUGGUGGUUUUUCGCUCUUAUAAUGUGUUCGUCUUAUACGGCCAACCUUGCUGCUUUCCUGACGAAUGCAGCUAUGGAUGAUUCGAUUAAGAGCGCCGAGGUCUUAGCGAUGCAAACUAAGAUCAAGUACGGGACUUUGCAGGGCGGUUCCACUUCUUCAUUUUUUAAGCGUUCAAAUGUAUCUAUAUACCAAAGAAUGUGGGCAGCUAUGGAGUCUGCGCGACCAUCGGUCUUCGUUAAAAACAAUGACGAAGGAGUAGAGAGGGUAUUAAAAAGCAAACGAUCGUAUGCAUACUUGAUGGAGUCUACAGCCAUUGAGUACCAGCUGGAAAGACAUUGCGACUUGAUGCAAGUCGGCGGUCUUCUUGACUCUAAAGGAUACGGAAUAGCCAUGCCAUUCUUUGCAUCAUAUCGGACUGCAGUCGACAAUGCAGUGUUGAAAUUAGCGGAGAGUGGAAAGUUAGUGGAAUUAAAUAAUCGUUGGUGGAAACUUACCGACGAAGAAGCUUGUGUCUCUGAAGAAGCCAGCGAGGAGGGAGCGAGUGCGGGCGAAUUGGGAGUGGAUAACGUAGGCGGAGUUUUCGUUGUCCUGGGGAUAGGUUGUGGAAUGGCUGCUGCAAUGGGAGGUUUUGAAUUCCUCUGGCAUAUCAGAGAUGUCGCUGUGGAGCAGAAGAUGACACCAUCGGAAGCGUUUUGGGCGGAGUUAGCCUUCGCCUUAAGUUUUUGGGUAACUGAAAAGCCUGUCCAGCACUCCAGGUCGUCGUCCACUGCGUCUGGCUCGAACAUCGCCUCGAGAGCGUCAUCGGUACUUCGUUCAGCGGUCGACUUGUUUCAUCUCGAAGUUUUUAAUAAAUAGGAUAUUCGUAAAGGUAACAUUUUAAUUACUGGUGGUAGGGCGUUGUGCAAGCUCAUCUGGAUAGGUACCACCCACUCAUUAGAUAUUCUACCGCAAAACAGCAGUACUUGGUAUUGUUGUGUUCCAGUUUUAAGGGCUAGUGAGCCAGUGUAAUUACAGGCACAAGGGACAUAACAUCUUAGUUCCCAAUGUUGAUGGCAUUGGCGAUGUAAACUAUAGUAAACAUUUCUUACAAUGCCAAUGUCCAUGGGCAUUAGUGACCUUUUACCAUCAGGUGGCCCGUCUGCCUAUUUUAUAAAAUAAAAAAAAAAAACAAUUGAAGGGUUGUGUGCGGACUCGUCUAUUAUGGUAGUUAACAAUAAUGAUUUUACCGCCAAAUAUUUAUAUACUACAUUGCUGUGUUCCGGUUUGAAGGGUGAGCGAGCCUGGCAUGACGCUCUGUCAUGUUACCAUACCUUCGAUGCCGCUCUCUACUUAUUACUCGCUGUAUGUGCCUGUUAUGUGUGUGAUACGCGUAUUUAUGCAUCAAAACUAGAUUUAUUUGCUUAUAGAAACUACGUUUCAAUUCAUUUUAUAAACAAAUAUGGUUGUUUAUUGGUUUUCCUUAAGCAUAUAUUUUUUUUAAUUUACCAAUAUUUUGUAUAGAUUAAUUCAUUUUGUCAAUAAGGGUUUAUCAUU
Nymphalis io (European peacock) is the source of this 3167-nucleotide messenger RNA. Its product is annotated as glutamate receptor ionotropic, kainate 2-like. Lineage: Eukaryota; Metazoa; Arthropoda; Insecta; Lepidoptera; Nymphalidae. The record is from RefSeq and is a predicted model, not a curated record. Gene Ontology annotation, cellular component: plasma membrane; postsynaptic membrane. Gene Ontology annotation, molecular function: glutamate-gated receptor activity; transmitter-gated monoatomic ion channel activity involved in regulation of postsynaptic membrane potential. Gene Ontology annotation, biological process: modulation of chemical synaptic transmission; monoatomic ion transport; synaptic transmission, glutamatergic. Bases 477 to 2489 code for a protein of 670 amino acids. The transcript has 12 exons.